This is a messenger RNA of Homo sapiens (human), 1704 nucleotides long. RefSeq names its product mitochondrial rRNA methyltransferase 2 (gene MRM2). The transcript is spliced from 3 exons. The record is from RefSeq and is marked reviewed. Lineage: Eukaryota; Metazoa; Chordata; Mammalia; Primates; Hominidae. Bases 37 to 777 code for a protein of 246 amino acids. Gene Ontology annotation, molecular function: rRNA (uridine-2'-O-ribose)-methyltransferase activity; methyltransferase activity. Gene Ontology annotation, cellular component: mitochondrion.
ACUUCCGGCGGCGCGCUGCAGGCGCGGGGAACACCAAUGGCGGGGUACUUGAAGCUGGUGUGUGUUUCCUUUCAGCGUCAAGGGUUCCACACUGUUGGGAGUCGCUGCAAGAAUCGGACAGGCGCUGAGCACCUGUGGCUGACCCGACAUCUCAGGGACCCAUUUGUGAAGGCUGCGAAGGUGGAGAGUUACCGGUGUCGAAGCGCCUUCAAGCUCCUGGAGGUGAACGAGAGGCACCAGAUUCUGCGGCCCGGCCUUCGGGUGUUAGACUGUGGGGCAGCUCCUGGGGCCUGGAGUCAGGUGGCGGUGCAGAAGGUCAACGCCGCAGGCACAGAUCCCAGCUCUCCUGUUGGCUUCGUGCUUGGGGUAGAUCUUCUUCACAUAUUCCCCCUGGAAGGAGCAACUUUUCUGUGCCCUGCUGACGUGACUGACCCGAGAACCUCACAGAGAAUCCUCGAGGUGCUUCCUGGCAGGAGAGCAGAUGUGAUUCUGAGCGACAUGGCGCCCAAUGCCACAGGGUUCCGGGACCUCGAUCAUGACAGGCUCAUCAGCCUGUGCCUGACCCUUCUCAGCGUGACCCCAGACAUCCUGCAACCUGGGGGGACAUUCCUUUGUAAAACCUGGGCUGGAAGUCAAAGCCGUCGGUUACAGAGGAGACUGACAGAGGAAUUCCAGAAUGUAAGGAUCAUCAAACCUGAAGCCAGCAGGAAAGAGUCAUCAGAAGUGUACUUCUUGGCCACACAGUACCACGGAAGGAAGGGCACUGUGAAGCAGUGAGGAUUUCUUGUGCCAUUUUCAUAAUGGUCAUUAGCUCCUUUUAAGCUAGAAACGUAGCCUGAGCUCCUGAAGAGUUCCUGGGAGAUUUGAGCUGAUUUUGGAGAUGGAGCAGGACAAGUGGGGAGUCUCUCUCUCUCUUUCUCUCUCUCUCUUUUUAACCAAAAAGAGAUGACAAAACUAAGUUCAGGGGCCAUGGAAAAUGAAAAAGUCCGCUAUAUUGUGAUUUGGGAAGAGAAAGUUAUCAAGAGAAAGAGGUGAGGAUGGAAGGAUGGAGAAAAACAGACUGUGGGAAGGAUCAGAAGGAAUCCGCCGAGGCAGGGAUGGGUGUGCCCAUGUGUGCCUUGACGGGACUUCAUCUUAUAGACUGUUAAACUGUCACACACAAACAGGCUUUCCACCCCUGCUCUGAGAGCACCACGCACAGAUUUCCAGUUCUUAGUGUGGCUGUUUAAAGUAGAAAAUCUGGGGGCUGGGUGAGGCCACUCAUGCCUGUAAACCCAGGGCUUUAGAAGGCUGAGGCUGGGGGAUUGCUUGAAGUCAGGAGUUCAAGACCAACCUGGGCAACAUAGCAACACCCCCCAUGUCUACAAAAAUGAAAAACCAAAAAGCAAACCAAAAGAAAAAUCUGAAAUUUCCAUCUGGGGAUUAACUUCUGUCUUUCUGGUGAACAAUAUAGCAAUUCACGCAUUCUUCAAGCAGCAAAAGUUCCCGGAACAAUUAGGGAAGACGUAUGGUCUGAAUUUAUCCAGGCAGUGGGUCUGCUUUGGUUUUUGCUGGAAAUUUAUAUCAGUGUCUGGGCUCCCAAGAACAUAAAUGUAAUUGCCAAAGCAAGCAGUGAUGUGGUGUGUUUAUUUUCUUUUACUCAUCUAGGAACUUGACGCAGCUUUAUAUUUAAUAAAAUAAUAGAGAUUGCAUUAUUUUAAGGUA